AAGGCUGCGUCGGAUCCCCACUUAUACAACACAAUGGCGCGAUAGAUGGUGUGCUCGAUGCAAUUCGUUCAACAUGCGCGGUUUGAGUACGACUGGACCUUACCCGCCCUGGUUCGUACCACCUUGCAAGAUCGCGCAAUCGUAAGCCAAGCUGACAUCAGGCAACUGCUGAUAUAAUAGAGCGGAAUGUAGAGUGGAGGCUAUGUAGUUCUCCGGAGUUCAAGAUACAUAUAAGGAGUAGUACCUAGAGCAAGUACAAGAUAUCAUCAACACAUUGUCACCCUCACUAAAUAAUCAGCUCACUACUCUUUCCAUCACCAUCUCACAUUUUCAACUAUGUCCUACAAGAACGUCAUCAUCAUCGGAGCAGGGGGUAACCUUGGACCCUCUGUCCUAAAAGCUUUUCUCAGCUCCUCAUUCAGCACCAGUGUCCUCACCCGUGAGGGCUCCACUUCCACAUUCCCCUCUGGCGUCAACGUCAUCCGCGCCGAUUACGACAACCAUGAGAGCCUGAAGAAAGCCUUUCAAGGCCAAGACGCCGUCAUCUCCCUCGUCGGUGGUACCGCCCUCGGCGACCAACAGAAGCUCAUUGAUGCCUCCAUCGCCGCGAGCGUCAAGCGCUUCUUCCCCUCAGAAUUCGGCUCUAACACACCGAACCCACGCACCCGCGAAGUGGUCCCCUUAUUCGAGGCCAAGACAGGCGCCGUCGCGUACCUCAAGUCAAAAGAGAACGCGAUCAGCUGGACAUCUGUGAUAACCGGGCCGUUCUUCGACUGGGGCCUGAAGGUCGGCUUUUUGGGAUUCAACCUCCAGGAACACACGUUCACUAUUGUUGACAGCGGCGAUGCGACGUUUUCUACGACAAAUCUGCUGUACGUCGGUAAAGCGCUUGUCGCUGCGCUGGAGAAGGCUGGCCAGACGGAGAAUCAGUAUGUGUAUGUGAGCGAGUUCCAGAUCAGCCAGAAUGAGCUCCUCAAGGCUGCGGAGGAGAUUUCCGGUAAGAAGUUCACUGUCGACAGAGUCAGCGCUGAGGAUCACAUUGCGUUGGGCAACAAGUUGUUGAGCGAGGGGAACCAUGCGGGUGUUGGGCCGCUCAUCCAGUCGAUUACGUUUGGUGACGAGGGGUUGGGCGAUUUGAGCAAGAAUGGGUUGUGGAAUGAGAAGCUGGGCCUUGAGGCGGAGAGCAUUGAGGACUCAAUUAGGGCUGGGUUCGCUGGCAAAUUGUUGCAUGAGGUGUAGACAGGCAAGCAGCGGUUUUCAUAGGCGUCUAAAUGGGUAUCUACAAGUUCUCGUAUUGUCUGCGCUGUGCUUUGGCAUGUGCAUGCUUUCGUGGUCUACUUUUCCGUGCCCAUUAGGCUGUCUGGUACCCCACCUGAACUCCUUCAGCCAGCAAGUCGCUUACUUCAAGAAAGUGUUCACCGGCAGACGGUACACAUCGAUGGUCCAGUACGGCCUCCUUGUACCCUCCCACUCCUUACUUCCGUGCAGACCCGAGGGGACCUUGAUGUCCUCCCAAGUGGUAUCGAAACCAGCUUCAUACAAAUCGAUCUCAGACACCUUAGUGUAGACAUCGUAGCAGAUCUGUCGGUCAGCGCCGAGA
Messenger RNA from Didymella exigua CBS 183.55, 1600 nucleotides. RefSeq names its product isoflavone reductase family protein. The record is from RefSeq and is a predicted model, not a curated record. Lineage: Eukaryota; Fungi; Ascomycota; Dothideomycetes; Pleosporales; Didymellaceae. Gene Ontology annotation, molecular function: oxidoreductase activity. Bases 337 to 1239 code for a protein of 300 amino acids. The transcript has a single exon.